This is a messenger RNA of Alternaria arbusti, 1620 nucleotides long. RefSeq lists its product as uncharacterized. The transcript has a single exon. The record is from RefSeq and is a predicted model, not a curated record. NCBI's taxonomy places the organism in Eukaryota, Fungi, Ascomycota, Dothideomycetes, Pleosporales, Pleosporaceae. Bases 1 to 1620 code for a protein of 539 amino acids.
AUGGCAACGGACAAAAGCCCCCAGCGCGUAUUGGAUCAACAUCAGUCACCUCUCUUUCGUCUCCCGCGAGAGUUGCGAGAUGAGAUAUACGACUACUACACCCACGAAGACGGGUACAUCUUCGAGCCAUCAACCCAAAAGCUUCGCUUGCCCACUGGAAAUCCAAUCGAGCUUGCACUAAGCUACACGUGCAAACGAGUGACGAAGGAGAUGAAUGGAAUGGCGCUCAGAAAGAAUAGCGUAGAGUUUCGCACGCUGCUCAGUUUGCCAAAGAUCACAGGCCAACCCUCUAAUGCUUCCUGGUAUGAGCAGCUUAUCCUUUCUCACCAAGUGCGGCUACGACACAUGUUGAAGUGGGCACAUACUAUCGUCUCGGUGGAAGUCAUGCUUACCGUAAAAUCACUCUACCCGAACAGCUUCGCGGCACAAAGGAUACUAGAGAAAGCUCAAGAGGGGAAUGACUCGCAAUUGCGAGGUGGCUACUUGUUUAACGUGUGGUCUCUGGACAAUUACAACAGCGACAACUGUAUUCUAGUAGACCUCAUAAAGCUCAUGGCAACUCACCCCGAUUUCUACCACCUCAUCUCGAAAGAGUACGACCUGGAAUUGCGAAAGGCGACGAGAAGCGAAGACGACUAUGAUAGCGAGAACGAUAGCGACAGCGAUGAAGAUAGCGAUGACGACAGCGAUGACGACAGCGAUGAAGACAGCGAUGAAGACAGCGAUGAUGACAGCGAUAGCGAUGAUUCUCUCCUGGGUGCAUUUCGGAUCAAGAGACCACCUUCAUAUUCGAGAGAGACGCAAACAGACAUAUUACAAUGGAGGCCGCAACUAUGGUCGAUACCCAACCGUGCCGAGCUCGAAGCGAUCUCAGAAUUCUUACCUCCAUGGCCCACAACAAUUGAUGAUCCAGUUCCUGACCACGAAUACGUACCCGAUAUGUACUUUUCUGCUGCAGCAGUAGGGGUUCGCUUUCUCGAAGGACUUGCUCCAAAGGCCCGCGAACAACUACGAAGGAUCGUCAUCCAGGAGGACCAUCCAAGUGUAGCGUCAUCGAUAACACACGCGCAGGGCCUGAUCUCAUUCUGUCAGGCAAACCCCAAAGUCCGAAUAGAGCGUAGGGUUGAUAUCUGGCCUACCGAGUUCGUGUACAGGAGCAACUAUUUCGAGCAUCAUACACAUGAGAUAGUAAUCAUGAUUGGAACGUGGACCAACGAAGUCAAGAUCUUGUAUCAAAUGGGUAUGCCUGCCGACUGCUUCACAUUGGUCCUCCACGGUCCAUCCGAAGCAGCAAGCCAGCAACUCAGCGAUGCCAUCACCAGAGCAGCGAUAUGGCUAGAGGGCACUGUUGAACUUGCUCGGCGAGAGCAGCGUCGGUUCUACCCCUUUCAAGGUAUCACCGAAGACUUCGCGGACGUGAUCAAGGAGAUGCUGCGCGGGGAGAUACCAGCGAGGUUCGAUGCAGAGAUGGAUGAAGUAUGGGACAUUGAGAAGAUUCUAAGCGAGCAUGUGGGAGAAUGGCCCAGCAAGGUCAGCGAUGUCUUUCGUCUUCGGGAUUUCGAGGAGCCGGAGGGUGGGUGGCACGCUGCGCGUGAAGCGUACAAGGAGAGGGAGGUUUAA